AUGGCUUCUCAACCUAAUUCAACUACCGCUUCCUCUUCGCGGGACGCUUCUGCUCCUGUUUCUGCUAAGAAUCGUCCCCCUAGACCCCCAAGGCCAAAUUACAGACAUAUCCACCGUUUCCCUCUCCCUCUGAGUGUCCAUCCUCUGCCUCCUCUGAUCCCGCAUAAUCCCCUUUCUAUCAUCAGUGUGCUGCUCUCGUAUUUGACGUACGUCAUUGCCCCUCCGCAGGAUGAAGUCUACUCUGCCUAUUUUGAUUCAGAGGCCUCGUCAGUGCAUGUCACCGAUGAGAAGACGGUGCGUGCACUCUGGGAGAUGGGAUUUUUCGGCAAAGGAAGUCUGAGUCGAAGCGAACCUAGUUGGCUAGAACGGGAAAAGAAGCGGAGGGGCUUACUUGGGGGUGUAACAAGCGAAGAAGUUACUCGUCAACGGAGGGCCGAGCGUCGCGACUUGAAACUGGAAAGAGCAAGGAUGGAGAAGCUCGCUAUCGAGCAAAGGCUUCAAGCUGAAGCAGCUGCAAGAGAAGCUAGUACUCCACUAGACGACCAGUCCUCGCUGCCACCGUCCGCAGAUGGUGUCACCAAUGGCACAAUCCCAUCUGUAGAAAAAUUCUCUUUGAGGAAAGCGAAAGAAGCCAAAACUCUCGGUGCACAGAGACCUGUAGCACAAGAACACGAGAAUGAAGGCAAGGCCGUCCAAUUUUCCACCCCAGUCGGGACCCAAGAAUUUAUUUCAAAUCCAUCUUCUCUACACGCUCCAGAUUCAAGUGGUAAUGGGCCAGGGCCGGCGGAGGAAGCCACGUUACAAAACGAAGAGCACCUACAGCUGUCCAACGAGGAAGCAUUCUUCCUAGUAUACGGGCUCGGCGCCUUGCAUGUCUUUGACAACGAGAACCAAACCGUUCUAUCUCCUAAUUCCCUUCUCUCGCUCUUUUGUCAUCAUUCAUACUCUCCGCCUCGGGAGCCCUCUUCACAUUUGAAGACUGAUGACCCCUUUUUGGUAUCUUAUGUCGUGUACCACCAUUUCCGCUCAUUGGGGUGGGUUGUGCGUUCCGGAGUAAAAUUCGGAGUGGACUAUCUUCUUUACAACCGCGGUCCUGUUUUUUCGCAUGCAGAGUUCGCCAUCGUGGUUAUCCCAUCAUAUGAUCACCCUUACUGGUCAGAAAGCCAAGAUCGUAAGGCAGAGUGUGCCGGGAAACAGGCACGCAGCUGGUGGUGGUUACAUUGUGUUAAUCGUGUUCAAGCUCAAGUGAGGAAGAGCCUGGUUGUUUGCUACGUGGAGAUUCCCCCUCCAGCCUGCUCUGAGCUGAACUCCUCUGGGUUAGAAGCGACUAUGGAGACCCAAGAGGACAGCAUCGAUUUCGCGAGGCUGCAACGCGUCGCGCUGGGAUUAGUGAGUGACAGGUUGAUCUGUGGCAGCGAUUCUCAUACUAACCAUCCCGCAUUGGCUGCCAAGGAGGCUAUUCAGAAGUCCCCUUUCGAUCAAUGUUCCAGACCGGAAGAAGAAAAACUUAAUGCCAUAGUCUCGACGACGGAUUCCACCAAGCAAGAUCCUGAACAAACCAAACGACGCUCUAGUCCUGGCGUACAUCCUUCAAAAAUGGGCCCCGCCGACACCCUCCCCUCGGACACCCAAAUCAUUUCACAAUCGGUAUAUGAUGAGAUUAUCCGGCAAAACAAAGAAACCGGCAACAAUGUGGUGGAUAGUAAUCUUGGGGAUCGAGCAACGCUCAUGACGCUGCAUGAAGGGGAUAGCGGCCACAUUGAUCUGCUUUCUGGAUUCGAUGCUACCAACGGUGGCCACAUACCCAACACUGAUGAGGUGGACGACCAGAGCAGCUCCAAAUUAGGCGAAUCUUCUCCUAUCGUUUACGAACCCAAUUUUUUCCCUGAGUCUCAGCGGUUCAUGGUAAAGACCCCUGCGACGGCAGUCAAGCGGAGCCACAGCGAUGGUGCUGCUACGAUAUCUCCUCUGGUCUCACGCAACCCCCUGGUGCCGGACCUUGAGGUAGGUAGUGGAGUUAUGGCAUUGAGCCAGGUGUUUACAGCAACUCAAGCACCGUCUUCUCCUCUGGUCAACGGCUUGCAGUCGGAUUUUAUGUCAGACCGUCCGUCGCCGAAUAUCCCUAUCCAGAAUCGUCCAGUCGCACCCUCGCUUUCCUCUCCUUUCAACACUCUUGCAGCCACAUUCCCGCGGGACUCAUCAGAUACGCAGCUUAACUACGUCACAAUGAAAGAAUCACAAGCAAACCGAGAUAAUGUUCUGAACGAAAGACUGACGCGUUCUGCGAACCACAUAUAUUCUGAGGAUCAAAGCGACGGAGAAUUUGACAAGGAACCUAGCUUUAUUGAGCGCAUGAGACGCCAGAGGAAAAUUGAUGAAGAAGCCACUGCACAGUUUGCUACUCUUACAGCUCCCGCAAGACAGUCUAAUCGCCGCGGGAGACAAGUAAAUACAGACGCCGCGCCAGAACAGGAAAACUGGGCGGAUAAGCCCACAAUGGAUCCUGCUCCAGAAGACGAACUCCAGGGCUCCGCAUCUGAACUACAGAUUGGGGGAACUAGCGAAGAGGAGACGGAGCAAGAAGAGGACUUACCAGAACCUAUCCCUCGAUCCCAAGUGCCGAAUUCCUCGACCGAAGAGGAUAAGGAGAACUGCAAUGACCCGUCCAAUGCAGAUGUGUGCCAUGCAGCAAGUGCGCACGAUCGACUUUCACAGGCGCUUUCCUUACAUGAGAGCCCAUUACCUGACCAAGCGCUAGGUCUGGCUUUCUCAAACACACCUUCGCACUUACGCACCAAGGAUCUUGGUGGUGAACAGUUAGAUGAAAUUCAAUCAUCGCCAAUACUGGUAGUGAAAGAUUCUCAGCGCUCUCCUGGACGCAAUGAUGAUGAGCAGGCCAAUAGUGAAAUGAGGGGAGACAGUCAAGCUCUUCGAAACCUAUCUCAAUUGCCAAGUAAUCCUUCAACCAACGUGGAAAAGCGACCAUCACCGUCCCAACAUGACGAGCCUCUGUUUUAUCCUAGCCACGAUGGUCCUGUCAGUCGUGCCAGGUCAAAUUCUGUUGCCUCUGCGAAAUUAUUACACGAACAGGCCAAUACAGAGGAGGGGGCGCCUAUAUUCGACUCUCGUGGGAAAUCGUCAUCGAUGCCCUCCCGGAUCGCUGAAACACCUGUACACCACCGCCCCGAGAGCUACAAAGAUGUGACAAGCUGGAUGAGUGACACAAACAACGAAGCUGCAGACCAAGAGGAUGAUGACUUACCUCCAGUUUACCUGAGGCCCCAAGGGCGAGUGACGCAAUCACAACCAAUCAUCUCCGACAGCUCUUCCCCCUUGAAGCCUUUGCUUAAUUCAAAAAUUCUUUCAAGCCCAAGUGGAAGGCAACGCAGAGCAUUAACAGAGAUAGCGGCUGAUGCUUCGCCUCAAGUUGGGCUGGGGACAUUCGAUCUUGAUAUCAAUAUUUUGUCUGCCGAUGAUCGAGAAUUUAGAAAUGCCAUUGCAAUGUCCCCUAUUCAACCUCGCAAAAAGCGGCGAGGUAACGAUGGCCAGCAGAUAUAUGCCUCUGACCCUAUUCUUCCGGUCACUCCUCGUUCGAGAUCAUAUCUUCCCCCUCCCCGAGAGGUCGAAGAGGCUGCAUUAGAAACGGUACCACCAACUGAACUUGCCGCUGAGCUGGAAAAUUCCUUUCAGAGGCGAUCGAAACCUUCGAGGAGGGUGGGAUCUAUAUGGGAUACAGAACAUUCUCCUAAAUUUCGUGUAUCGAGCAAGGAGAGGUCUAAGAUCUUUGCCCGAUCCCUGGCGCGAGAUCGCAAACUCCCUCCCCUUCAAGAACCGGAGCCAAAAGAACCCAUGCCUGAGGUUGUUCAACCCCCCGAAGAAGCCACACCCAUUCCCGAAGUACCAACUAGCCAACUAGGAGUGGAGGAGGGCGCAUCUAACAAUGACCAACAACCCCCAGCUGACAAUCCCCGUAUUGCGCCGAAUCAAGUGUUGGCCCCGUGGAGUGGACAAAAACGAGCGUAUUAUCCGGCGACUUGCUUCGGGCUGCCAUUUGGAACCUCUCAGUCACGAUACCUCGUUAAGUUCGAGGACAGUGCUCCGAUUGAAAGACUCGAAUUUCAGGUUGGCGAUGCAGUGAAGGUAGAUAUGCCAAAUGUACCAAAGGUUACACAUAUCAUUAGAGGGUUCAAGGAUAAGCUCAGCGCGGAUGAUCUAUCAAGAGAGGCUUCUAAAGGAAUAAUUCCGGUUACUGAUGCCUUUGGUUAUUCCACCCUUAUUCUGGGACCGAAACAACGCAAGAGUCUCCCGAGUGGAGGGCUUUCCGGCCCCGAGAAUGUUAUUCACGUCCCCCUAGCCCGGGUAUACCUGGAUACUAUCCUAUGGAACCAACUCAAAGACCGAGCAUUUACCUACAAUUCUGGGGCUGAAAUCUCUGAAACUAGACAUGAAACGCCUCCUGACAGACACUCUACGCCGAUAUCCCCAAGCAUUCGCCUGUCUAGGAGCUUUCGCCACCUGAACGGGUUGUUUUCCGGUAUGCUUUUUGCGGUAUCCUAUGGGGACAACAAUGACAUGAAGACCCGCAUAACUAAGAUGAUCCUUGAAAAUGAUGGUCGAAUCUUAGAAGAUGGGUUCAAUGAACUACUUGAUCUGCCAUUGAACGCUCCCGUUGUUACACCUACUAAAUCUCCAGCACGGGGACUCACCGGAGAUGGGGUGCAUCUGCGCCUCAAGCCUGGUGUCGAGGAUGCAGGAUUUGCAUGUUUGAUUGCUGACAAGCACUCCCGUCGUCCAAAGUAUAUGCAAGCCUUGGCUCUCAAUCUACCUUGUCUUUCAGACCGUUGGGUUGAGGACUGCGUGGCCAAAGGUCAGAUUGUGGACUGGGAAAUGUACCUCCUUCCUGCAGGGGAAUCAUCGUACCUUAACGGCGCAACGAAGUCGAGGAUCCUCCCACAUUAUCAAGCCACAAAGGCCCAGUUGUCUGAAACAGUCGCAGCACGGCCGAAUCUGUUGAACGGGCAAUCUGUACUUCUUAUUACAGGGCGCAGCGGCAAAGCUGACGAGGAAAGAAGAAAAGCAUACAUCUUCCUCACAUACGCUCUGGGAGCGUCGAGGAUUGAACGUGUCCCUGAUAUUCAAUCAGCUCGUGCCCUUCUCAACCAGCGGCAGGGUGGGGGAGAAACCCCCGGUUGGGACUGGAUUUACAUCGACGACGACGACAGAGCAUCCACGAGGGCUAUAGCCCUUGCAAGUUCGACGGCAGGGGCUAUGCCAUCGAAAAAACGACGCAAAUCUAAACUUAUGGAGUCUAUUAAUGGUGACGACCUCGGAUUGAACACCAGUAUUCGAAUUGUGGGCAAUGAGUUUUAG
Molecule: messenger RNA, 5370 nt
Organism: Aspergillus ochraceoroseus IBT 24754
Lineage: Eukaryota; Fungi; Ascomycota; Eurotiomycetes; Eurotiales; Aspergillaceae
Exons: 10
Coding region: 1-5370 (1789 amino acids)
Biological process (GO): tRNA-type intron splice site recognition and cleavage; tRNA splicing, via endonucleolytic cleavage and ligation
Cellular component (GO): tRNA-intron endonuclease complex
Molecular function (GO): nucleic acid binding; tRNA-intron lyase activity
Source: RefSeq, a predicted model, not a curated record